Zootoca vivipara (common lizard) is the source of this 8398-nucleotide messenger RNA. NCBI's taxonomy places the organism in Eukaryota, Metazoa, Chordata, Lepidosauria, Squamata, Lacertidae. The record is from RefSeq and is a predicted model, not a curated record.
CGAGGGGGGCGCUGAGGGGGCAGUUGGAGGCCGGCGGGGGUUGGCUGUGGGGAGGAAGAGGAAGGGAGCGGGGGCUGCUCUCGAGGGCGGCUCAGGGAAGGGUUGGAGCGGGUCUCCCGGGGUGCGCCUAGCCGGUUCCUCGCCGUCGCCACUCGGUGCGGCGUCCCCUGAGAGAGCUUUCCAGCCCCCGGCGUUGUAGGCAGAAGCUCGACUGGGAGCUUCGCCUGCCCUUGGAAAGUACGUGGGGAAGGCGACAGGGGCAGACAGAACAGCAGAACUGGAAGGGGCCGCGAGGGUCAUCUAGCCCAGCCCAGGAGUCUUUCGCCCACCGUGGGGCUCGAACCCACGACCCAGAAAUUAAGAGUCUCACGCUAUACCAGCUGAGCUCACCCAGGCUAUCGACACACUAUUGAACCGCCUUGAGACCUGGUAUAGGGCGGUAUAUAAAUUCAAUGAAUAAUAAUAAAUUGAUUUAUAUCCUCUUCUUUUCCAUGCGGGGGUACAGCUUCCCCCGUUGAGUUUCUGCCUGCUGCUUAGGGGAACAGGUACCCAGUGGUGAUGGGGAAAGGGUAUCACACACACACACCCUCAGGGCAAAGCCCCCCAUUGUGUGCUCGUGCUGCUAUAUACAAGUCUAUUAUUAUUAUUAUUAUUAUUAUUAUUAUUAUUAUUAGUUGUAAGGGUGAUGAUUAGAUUAGAAGGGAGUGGAGGGACUCAGACUCAUAGCAGUGGCUAUGAGAGGAUAAAAUCCGGCUGAGGGAGAGAAGAUUGAGGGAAGGAAGCGCCUGAGGAUGCUCCAUGGAGGUAUAAGAUCUGAGGCUAGGCCUUAAAGCAGUCAUGGUGAAGGUUGGGGGGGGGGGUAUUUAUAGGCACUACUAGGAUAAAGGGCUGUCCAGGUUUGAGCUGAACUGAAGGGUAGAAAUGGAGGCAAUAGAAAGUGGAGGUGGGAUUUUGAAUGUGUUGUCGAAGCAAGGGCAGGAACAGAGCUGGGCUUUGUUGUUUAGGAUUAAAAUACGUCAGAAAUCAUACACAGCUGGAACAUUCAUCCGGUCCCUUUAAGAAGAAAGGUAGGGGGCAGGAGUAGAAAGGAGCUCAAAUUGCCUUGCAAAGAAUGCUACAAAGUCAUUACUGAUAAUUGGCUUGCACGUUCCUAUAUUAGUCAUUAUAACAUAAAAUAAAGCAAGAGCCAGAUUUUGUAGUACCCGGUACUUUUCUACCUUGUUGCCUGAUUCAUGAUUCUUGCAUGCAUUGGAUGAGUGGGUAGUUAUUUACAAGCCUGAGCUAGAAAGAGAAGUUGCAGGAUCUUGGGUUGGGUCAGUGUUUAUUGCUACCGGUAGUUAGGUAGUCAAAGCAGGUUAGUUCUGAAGUGCUCAACAGAGAUCCAAACUAGCUGGCUGAAGCGCAACUGACCAAUCUUUCUGAAAACAGUGGAUAACAGGCAAGAUGAAACAACUUGAAAAAUGGGCAGUAGUUCAUACUGGAUUAUUACUGGCCUAACAUAUGUCUGGAAAUAUAGAAAUACGGUUUCUGAUCAUCUCUUAGUUGCUAAAAGUGACUUUACAUGCAACGUUUUAGAUGUAUAGAUGUGAAGGUUAAAACAGUACAUAUAUUUAGAUCAUGUAUUAUAAAGUACUCUUUUUAGAAUAAUACAGAUUUGGCUGCCCUCUUCUCCCCAGCCCAUAUCCCUUGCUAAAUUGUGUGCAUAGUGGCAAGCCUGUAUUUGUUAUGUACAGUAUAGUGUAAAAGUUCCUUCCAUUCUUAUUGUAAGAUUUACGGCAGGAGUGGGCAACCUUUGGCCUACUCUCAGACAUUGCUGGACUCUGGUUCCCUUCAUCCCCAGCCUACAUGGCCCUGUGGUCAGGAAUAGUGGGAGUUGCAGUGUACCUGUAGCUGGAGGGCCAUGUGUUGCCCAUCUUUGAUUUUAUGCAUGCAACAUUGUGAUACUAACCUCUGUAUAGUUACAGGUAGGUAGCCGUGUUGGUCUGAGUCGAAACAAAAUAAAAAAAUUUAUUCAGUAGCACCUUAAAGACCAACUAAGUUUUUAUUUUGGUAUGAGAUUUCGUGUGCAUGCACACUUCGUCAGAUACACUGAAACAGAAGUCACCAGACCCUUAUGUAUAUUCAGAGGGUGGGGGUGAUGGGAAUGGGUGAUGGGCUGAUAGGAGUGGUAAACCUGCUGAUGACUGUUGUUGUUGUUGUUUAGUCGUUUAAUCGUGUCCGACUCUUCGUGACCCCAUGGACCAUAGCACGCCAGGCACUCCUGUCUUGCACUGCCUCCCGCAGUUUGGUCAAACUCAUGUUCAUAGCUUCGAGAACACUGUCCAACCAUCUCGUCCUCUGUCGUCCCCUUCUCCUAGUGCCCUCAAUCUUUCCCAACAUCAGGGUCUUGGUCUUGCGGGGAAAUACAUAAUCAAGCUUUCCUUAGCACCUCAGCCCUUGCUCUCCCCCCCCCCCAAGACCAAUUGCAGUCAUUAACAGUCGUUAACAGUCAUCAACAGGUUUACCACUCCUAUCAGCCCAUCACCCCCACCCUCUGAAUAUACAUAAGGGUCUGGUGACUUCUGUUUCAGGUGUAUCUGACGAAGUGUGCAUGCACACGAAAGCUCAUACCAAAAUAAAAACUUAGUUCAUCUUUAAGGUGCUACUGAAGGAUUUUUUUUAUUAUUUUGUAACCUCUGUAUAUUUCCACUUUCCUGUUCCCUAUUGCUACUGCCUGCAAAGUUUAAGCAAAGGUGUAACUUAGUCUCCUAACUAACAUGGGUAAGUAGAGAAAUCUUUGUUUAUCACUUGCUGUUUUUCCAGCUCAGGCUUUAAACAUCUCUCCUACUGGUAUUGCAAUGCUUGGUCUGGUGAAACACUAGUUCCUCACUAAUUUAUUUUGCUUCCACCACAUUCUCCAGCUUUACCAUUUUGUAACUGCUGCAACUUGAGCUCUCUCAUGGUGGUGGGGAAAAGGGCAUGCCAAAAAGGUUCUCCAUUACAGAGCUGUGAUUAUGGAGUUUGUCCAUAUUCUCAUCCAGUGUUCAGGUAUUAUUUUGAAUAAAUUCUGUACUCAGUAUCACAACCACUGUAGUACACUUUGGAUGUAACAUCCAGAAAGUAUCUUCCCUGUUUGUGGCAAGAACUGGGCAAAGUGAAUGUGUUUGGCAAGAAGUAAUAAACUAAUUAGAAAUCACUAGUUAAUUAACAAGCAACAUUAAUUAUGACUCAUUCGUUUAUUAACUUAGCGAAGGAUUAUUUCCUUUGUUGCUAGUGCUGCAAAACUAGCCUGGAACUCCAUGUGCUAAUUUCACCUUUCUCAGAACAGCAAGAGCUGCAAAGUUAUAUUUGUCUUUUUGAAGAUAUUUUUAUGAAAAACAAAAAAGAGCACAUAGCCACAUGCAUUGAGGUGUUUCUUCUGGACCUAGGGCAGGCUUGAGGGUGCGAGGAAGAAGCAAGAAUGAAGAAAGCAUAUCAAAGCAGAUGUGGCAGAUGAGAUGGAAUAAUAGCUAGAACAGAUACUAGCUGUGAGCUUUGAAAAUGUAGGCAAGCAGAAGGGCAGAGGAGAGGUACUGUGCGUGAAAAUGAGUGCUAUAAGAAAUGCAGGUUUCAAGUAGGACACUGUGUGACGUAAUAUGCACAGAUUUAGCUUUGUAUGGAACAGUGAACCAGAAACAUGUGUUUACAGAGAUUCUUAUUUGGCUCUCAGAUUUCUGUGCUGUCCUGUGAUCUUUCUGCUCAUUUAAGGAAACACAUUUUUAGUACUGAUAAGUCCUCUCAUUAAGCUUUCUCUGAUAAUUACAGAAUGACUGAAGACUUAACAGACAAUGGACCGAAUGUAUCCUGAUGGCAUUUUGUGCAUGGAGACAUGUUGCUUACUAUGGCAUCUGAGACUGAAAAGGCCCAUGCUCUUCUCCAGUCAUUCAGCACAGCUUCUGUAAUUUCAAGCCUAGGAUUGGGGUUUUUCUGCUUUGUAGCAGAUAGGCUUCUGCAGUUUGCUGUCAUUCAGCAGAAUGACUGGCUGCGAGCACUCUCUGAUAACACUGUGCAUGGUGUUGUGGGAUUUUGGUCUUGGGCAAUAGUGAUAGGACUCAAGAAGAAAAGUGACUUUACAGAAGUCAUUUUAGCUGGCUUUCUUUCAUCUGUCAUUGAUGUGGAUCACUUUGUUCUAGCUGGAUCUCUUUCAUUACAGGCUGCCCUGACUCUCCCACGAAGACCAUUCCUUCACUGUUCUACUGUGAUCCCUCUUGUGUGUUUGACAUUAAAGUUUAUUAUGCACCUUUUCAAGCUGAAGGAUUCCUGGUGCUUUCUUCCCUGGAUGCUGUUUAUCUCUUGGACUUCGCAUCACGUUCGAGAUGGAAUUCGUCAUGGCCUGUGGAUCUGCCCAUUUGGAAAGACUGCGCCCUUGCCUUACUGGCUUUAUGUGGCAAUCACGGCAUCGUUACCUCAUCUCUGUUCUUUUAUUAUGUAUUUAACAGGAACAAGAGAACUGAUGGCAACCAAACAUGGGAUGCGUAUUGAUGUCUAAUGAUAAUCUAGAAUGGUAGUGUUUGCAUCGCUGAAGUAAUUGCCUCAUGUUUUCUGAGUUAGGUCUAAACCACUGCUGCACAAGGUAAUGAACAUGCCCAAGCAAUCUCAUUAGCGUCUCCUGCACAUUUUAUUUUAUUUUCCAAAAUUGCUUAAGUAUUUUGUAAAGUAUCAGUAAUGGCAGCUAUUCACUUCCAUGCCCCUCCCUUUGCCAGUCUCACAUUUUUUUGGGAUAUAUUGCUUAAAGAAAUCAUAUCGGUGUACAUUUUUAGGUGUUCACUUAAAAAAUGGUAAUGUGUGAGUUGGCCAGCAAAAGUGUAAGGAGGGCAAUUGUGUUGAACAGACAGGUUUGUGGGGAAUGUUGUGUUUUCCUGAGUCUGCCAGAAAAUUCCUUUAUGCCUUAAUGUGAACGGCAUGCCAUAUUAUAUAUUUUUGUGAGGGGAGUAUGGUUUUGCAUGCAGCUAUUUUUGUUAGUGCUACCCUGAAAGAAACAAUAUGCUGCUAAGGCACAGUUUAUAUAUAUUUUAUAUCACCACAAUGCAAUUGGGUGAGUUAAAUCAUAGCCUCUUCAAGUCUAAUUUUAUAUGUGUUUUAUAAACACAGGGCACCAAACAUUAUCAGUUGAAAUCCUCUACCUUAAAAUGGUCUGGGCUCUUGUCCUUUCUAGCUAGGUUCCAGGAAAAGUUCAACUUUAGCUAGAUUCCCAUGGGCAGUGUUUCUGAAAUGCUUUAAUUUGUUGUCUUAUUUUAUUAUAUUUAUUUUAGUGAAUGACAGCACCUCUUUGCUUUGUUAACUUGUACUGUAAUAGCAUUGUGUUUUGUUUACUACAUACCAGUUCAUUGUAAGUUAAGAGACUUUAAGCAGCUGGCUUAGGCUGCAAUCCUAUGCCUGGAGAGAGACUCAGUGAGCUAAGUGCGACUUACUACUAAGUAGAAAUUCAUAGGAUUGCACUGAAGUAGUCCCUUGUGGGGGCCUUUUUCUUAAUGAGUUUAGGGACUACUGGUAAAUGUGUAGUGUAGAACACUCUUGCAAACUUUGCAUGUAUGAAAGUGCAGGUUUGAUUUCAAAGAAAGUUCUCCAUAUUAAUAGCCAGAACAUUUGUGUGAAAGCUAAUGGUGUAAGUACUGGAAGAGGUAUAAGGCAGUGUUUCUCAACCUUUUUUGGGCCACGGCACACUUGUUCCGUGAAAAAAAUCACGAGGCACACCACCAUUAAAAAAGUUAAAAAAUUUAACUCUGUGCCGCCCUAUAUUAUAAUUAUGACUGUAAGAAACACUUGCCAAAUAUUGCUUUCCGGCGGGUCAGUGCUGAGUGUUGGUGGCCGCCAGGCUCAUUUGCACUGAGCUUUGGGAAAGAGGAGGAGAAAUAUUGCUUUCCGGCGGGUCAGUGUUGUAUAUUGGCGGCCGCCAGGCACAUGACAAUGCAAAUCGCCCUUCUCAUCGCCGCACGUCGCGGCACACCAGCCAGCGUCUCGCGGCACACUAGUGUGCCGUGGAACAGCGGUUGAGAAACGCUGGUAUAAGGAAUAGCUCUCUUCAGGGUUGUUGUUUUUUGCAGACUCCAUCUAGGUAUCUUCAUAUUAGUAUUAGCUUUCCGGAUCUUAGCAUCACUCUUAGCAGUUGUGGAUAUUACAGAAUUGCUAUCAACCUGUUUCCCAAUACAUCUUCCAUGAUAUUGACAUAUUCACAUCUCCGUUAGUAUAGGCACUGCAUUGAUCCUAAGUUUGAAUCUUGAAAUCCUGUUAGAGUUGUAGCUGAUCCCUGAGCACACGGAAGAUGCACUCCUUGCUGCUACUUAUCCCCAUAGUGUUGUUGCUUAAUGCACUGAAGAAGCCCUUAGAAAGUGCUCCUAGGGAGACUAAUUGAUGUUGGGAAAUGGACCUGAAGGCCAUAGGAUAAAUAUUGUCCAAAUAUUUUAAGCUUUCUCCAGACAUUUUGGAGAGAGCUUCCAUCAUCGCCCACUGUUGACUAGGGUUGACAAGAGUUGUAGGCCAAACAUCUGGAGAGACAUUUGGGAAGGCUAUGACAUCUGGAGGGCUACAUGUUAGCCACCACUAAUUUGCUGCCAUUUAUAGUUUGUUUGCUUGUUUUAAAAAUGAUACCGUUUAAUAAAAUAAAAACUUCUAAGCAGUUUACAUAAAAACAAUAAAAAUACAACUUUCAAUAACAUUUCCUAAGCAUUAGAUAAAAACAAAAUGCAGCUGUACAGCACAAAUAAAACUGAGCAGUGUACAAAACAAAAUAAAGAUUGAGUUGAGAAUCCAGGAAAGCUUGGGUAAACGUACAAAUUUCUAAGAGACAUUUUUAAGAGGGUAGAUGUUAUCACCAAGUAACAUUUAGCACAACCAGCAGGGUUUGUUCGAAAGAUCGUAAAUAAUGGCUUGGUCUGUACUGGGGCAGUACAGAUCUUUAAACGUCAACAACAAAAACUUGGAACUAAUUAACACACUUUUGGUUCAUUGCAAAACAUCUUACACCUGAUGUGAACAAAUGUAUUUAGUAGUAUGAACACAAAUGAACACAGACAAGAAUUGUUAAGAUUUUCUUAUCAUUUGGGAAUCUCUUCUAUAGAUUUUUUAAAAACUCCAUAUACAAACUAUUAUACCAGGGGACCAGUCUUGCCAAUUAACCGUCAUCCUAAAAUUUCAUGGUUUCUUACAAGUUUUUGAAGAAAGGUCCAAGUUAUUGAAAUUUAACAUAUACUCAGCAAUCAGCUCCUCUUAUGACUAAUAUAUCAGCCAUGGUUUCAGGGGUACUCCCUGCAGAUAUUUUCCUGGCGGUCAUUUUCUUACCACUGUUCCACUUCCCAGUUACUUGGAGCAAGCUCUGUACUGGUGCACUCUGACUUAAACAGACUGCUAUGUCACUUGCCUCUGUGAUCUCUACAAUCAUCUACGCAGACAAUCAAGCCUAGGUUAGUACUUUGAUUCCCUGCAUUGGUCAGAGAAUCAUAGGGUGAACUUUAACACAGUUUUACUCAGAGUAGACCCAUUGAAAUUACUAAACAUGACUAAUGUCCUUUAAUUUCAUUAGGUCUGCUGUGAGUAUCAUUUAGUUGGAAUACUGCACACAGAUAAUAGUGCAGAUAAUGCAACUUUAUUGCUUUAAGCCAUUUUUUCUGUGUUGAGCAGGAGCCUUAUUUGAAGUUGUUUAGCACAAUGCCAAAAAUCCUAGUUCAAUAUUUUUAUUUUAACGAAGAGGUAUAUAUAUUUUUCCUAAACAAAGUAUUUUGGGAAUGUGCUGCUUUUCCCAGUUAGGUUAAUUGUCGCUGUGUCAAAUAGAACAGUGUUCAAUUUAGUGACUGAGGUUUUAGAAAGCAAUUUGCCACAAAACACUAAUUACAUGAAAAUUAUUAUAUUUCUCUGAUGGCCUUAAUAAGAAAAUAAUCAGCAACCCCAAAUAAAAAUCAUACUGUUUUGUGAGUAUCUUAUUUUUUAAAAAAAUGCCGUUGUUGUUCUGAAGAUGGAUACAAUUUUCACAUCCAAAUACCGGUAAAUUGCUAUCUACUCAUGUUUGGGUGCCUUAAGGGUUUUUAGUGCAUGUCACACAACUUACUGGCCAGCAUUUUGUUCAAAGCUUUAGAGCUAAAUUGCUAUAGGAUUCAGUCCUGCAAACAGUGGCACACAAUUCUAGGAAGAUUUAUCUGUUGAUAAAUUGUAUGAUUGCAAACCUUAUGGGGGACUUGUGUGUGUGUCAUUAUCUCUGUGGUUGGCUUCCUGCCUUUGGGAUACAUCAGGGGUCCCCAGACUUACCGAGCGGCGGGCCGGUGCCCGCCGCGCCGACCGCGCGGUGGGCCGGACGGCAGGGGAGUGCGCGCGCAGCGGGCCGGAGGGCGGGGGAGUGCGCGCCCGUGCGCAUGCGCACACGCACACGGGCGGGGAAAAAAUCGCCGAA